CUAAUCUUCUCUUCCUAGUACUUGUCUGAAUCUGAAUCUCAACGUAGCUUCUUCUUAUUGCUUUCUCACCUGAGCUUUCUCUUGUACUUCUCCAGAUUUUUGAUUCAAAGUUUUUGUAAAAUCUGACUGUAAUUUCAAAAUCUUAAUUCUACUUAAAAUUGAAGGGCUGAUCUGCAAUUAAACCAUAAUACGUCAUCUGUUAAAAAUAACCCCAAAACUUAAUCACAUUCGCUAGAAAACCCACAAUCAUAAUAAUACCCAGACAAAAAGGUUAGAUUUUUUUUUUUUUUAGUUUUAAACAUCAUCAUACAUCCGUCGUGAAUCUAAACCCCGGAGGCCUCCCUCUCCGCCGUUUGGCCUCUUCCCUCCGCAGGAUCCAAAGCCUAGGUGGAUAUUGGAGGUUCUAUGAUACUUGUGUUGAGCUGAUUAUGAAUAUCAACAGAGACGAGGCUCUUAGAGCCAGAGAGUUAGCAGAAGGUUUAAUGAAGAAGUCUGACUUCACCGGUGCUCGUAAGCUUGCAUUGAAGGCUAACAAAAUGGAUCCCAGCUUAGAGAACAUAACACACAUGACGAUGGUGUGUGAUGUUCACUGCGCUGCGACGGAGAAGCUCUUUGCAAACGAGCUGGAUUGGUACGGUAUACUCCAAGUUGACUUGAACGCUGAUGAUACCAUCAUCAAGAAACAGUACAGAAGGCUGGCGCUUCUUCUCCACCCUGAUAAAAACAAGCUCCCAGGUGCUGAGUCUGCUUUUAAACUCAUCGGUGAAGCUCAGAGGAUACUUUUGGAUAGAGAGAAAAGAACGGCUUAUGAUACUAAACGUAGAGCUUGGAGAAAGCCUGCACCAGCACCUUCUUAUAAAGCCCAACCGGUGCCGAGGAACCACCGUGCGCAGCAGGCAAGCGUUAAUUUGAGGAAUGUCUAUAACGACUUGAGAUCGCAUCCUCAGCAGAAAGCUCCUCAAGCCCCACCACCACCAGCAGGUUUCAGUCACCGUCCUACCUUUUGGACCUCUUGUCCCUUCUGCCGGAUGAGGUAUGAGUAUAGUAGGGAAUCUAUCAUGAAACAAACUUCUUGUCUGGCUUGCAAAAAACAGUUCACUGCGUUGGAGAUACCUUUCCAGAAUGUAGUACCACCGGCGACAAACUCUUCUACUUUCCCACAACAGAACAAGCCUCCAGCCCAAAAUGCUUGCAAUGAACCGCAAAAGCGUCCACCAGAUGGUCGUCCUCCUCCCACUGUUCCCUCUGGAAAGGCAACAACAACUACUAGAAAGAGGAAGAAAAAGAAUUUGGAUGAAUCUAGUGAAAGCUCUGACAGUGAGAGUGAUAGUGAGUCGGAAGAUUUUGUAAAUGGUGAUACUAUGGCAGCACAAGGUUUGGGGUCCAAUGGAGGACAGCAGCCUCGGAGGUCAAUUAGGAGCAAGCGGCAGGUUUCCUAUAAGGAGAAUGUAAAGGACGAUGAUGUGGACUUAGUCAAUGAAGAUGGAGAAGGGUCCGGUAAUAAUAUAGAUACUGAAAAGGAAGAAGAGCUAGAAGACAAAAAGCAAACACAAGAAGAUCACCACACUACUGAAACCUUGCCGAAUGGUGUAAACCCAAAGGAGAAGAUUAAAGAAGACCAGGUCAAAGUGGAAAGCGGUGAUAGUGCCAGUGAUUCAGAGGAUGAUUUGUGUUCAGGGAGUGAAGCAAAACCAAAUGUUAUCAACUGUGAUGAUCCUGAGUUCAGUGACUUUGAUAAGCUGAGGGCAAAAGACUGUUUUAAAGCUGGCCAGAUUUGGGCUUUAUAUGAUGAUGGAGAGGGGAUGCCUAGAUUCUAUGGUCUCAUCAAAAAAGCUACAACUAAAGAUUUCUCUGUAACGUAUAUGUGGUUAGAGGCAGAAGAGGAUGAAGCGCGAAACUUGCCUGUCUCUGUUGGUAACUACGAACUCGGUGGAGAGGAGAAGACCAAUAGCACUCACGUUUUCUCUCAUUUCGUCCAGAGCAAAAUAGGAAGGGCCCGGCGGUUUAAGGUGUUCCCUAAGAAAGGAGAAACGUGGGCACUUUUCAAGAACUGGAACAUGGAGUUAUCCUCUGACUCAGAGUCUUCUCAUGAGUAUGAGUUUGUUGAGAUCCUGUCUGAUUAUGCAGAGGAGAGUGCAAUAUCAGUGGGCUUCUUGUCAAAAGUGGAAGGCUUUAAGUUUGUUUUCUGUCCAAUGGCGAAGGACGGAUCAGAGACUUGUGAGAUUCCACCUCAUGAGUUCUGUAGAUUCUCACAUGGGGUUCCGUCGAACAGAUUGAAGGGGACAGAAGGGAGAGGAGUGUUGGAAGGUUGGUAUGAGCUUGAUCCAGCUGCUUUACCAGUACCUAGCUCUCAAAGUAAACCAGGAGAAGAAGCAGCAGAUCAAUCUCCACCUUCAGGAUCUGCCUGUUGACUUGCUCAACAAAUCUGGAGCUCUACAGAGGCCUUUUGUGACAUGGUGAAGUCAUUGAUUAGGAGAUUGUUUUGUUGUUUGUGCGUUUUCUUUUUUCUUGGUUUACUCAAGACUUGUAGCUUUAUCGGCAUAUGCUUUAAACUACAUUAUUGUUAACAGUAAGAAUAUGUGACUUGAAAAUAGCACCAGUUUCAACU
This is a messenger RNA of Brassica rapa (field mustard), 2608 nucleotides long. RefSeq lists its product as uncharacterized. Lineage: Eukaryota; Viridiplantae; Streptophyta; Magnoliopsida; Brassicales; Brassicaceae. The record is from RefSeq and is a predicted model, not a curated record.